GAAUGACCCCGGAAGCGGAUGUGCGCAGCGGAAGUGGCUGGGCGGAAGUGGCGGCUUGUUGCUGUGCGCCUGGGUUUGGAGUUCUCCGGGUGGCGACGGGCCGUUAGUUCAUCAUGUCGAUCGAAAUCGAGUCGUCGGAGUGAGUUCCCUGACUGGGCUCGGGGAGCGGGCGGCGUUGCUUUCGUGCCUCGGCGCCAGGCCCCUUCCAUGCCCCGCUCCCGCGCCUUUGCCCUCUUCCGGCAGACCCAUUUCUUGCUCGUGCCCGUCGGGGCCAGCUUCAAACACCCCCCGCUCCCGGGUUGCCGAGGGACCUUUGUCAUAGCUUGGUUGCAGUUGCUGGUACUCGGUGCGGGUGCAUUUGCUCUGAGGCCACACGCGCAGUCCUGCAGGGGGUUGGACUAGAUGACCCUCGUGGUCUCUUAGGGCCGCGGGUGCCGCUGUGGUCAAAACCCAGUGCCGCAUAUACGUAUAAGCUAAAUAAUAAAAUACAGUGGUACCUCGGGUUAAGUACUUAAUUCGUUCCGGAUGUCUGUUCUUAACCUGAAACUGUUCUGAACCUGAAGCACCACUUUAGCUAAUGGGGCCUCCUGCUGCUGCUGUGCCGCCGCCGUGCAAUUUCUGUUCUUAUCCUGAGGUAAAGUUCUUAACCUGAAGCACUAUUUCUGGGUUAGCGGAGUCUGUAACCUGAAGUGAAUGUAACCUGAAGUGUAUGUAACCCGAGGUACCACUGUAAUAAUAAUAGUAAUAACAAUAAUAAUAAAUUUUAUUUAUAUCCCGGCCAGCGGCGAGCUCAGGGCGGCUAACACCAAACAUACAGUGGUACCUCAGAUUACAGACGCUUCAGGUUACAGACUCCGCUAAUCCAGAAAUAGUACCUCAGGUUAAGAACUUUGCUUCAGGAUGAGAACAGAAAUCGUGCUCCGGCGGCACGGCAGCAGCGGGAGGCCCCAUUAGCUAAAGUGGUGCUUCAGGUUCAGAACAGUUUCAGGUUAAGAAUGGACCUCCAGAACGAAUUAAGUACUUAACCCAAGGUACCACUGUAUUUUGCUAGGUGUUAUGCACCAUCUAUAAAACAUCUUUAGAAUUUUUUCCUUUAUGGCAUCGCAAGCCGUAAAUCACCAAUUCUCAUUCCAUGAUUUCCCCCAUGAUGAUAAUUGUGGGGUCUUCUAAGUCCUGAGUGCACCUCUUAGCUUUGAACCAGGAUCUGAUAAGUUUGAGGAAAUGGACUGCUUAUUCAUUGGCUGCUGUAUUUCCCCCCUUAUUGCUCUGUAUAUGUCCUAGGACUGCACACACAUACAAAAUUUAUUGCUGCUCCUGUUUAUUUCGCUCAGUGUUAUCCGACUGAUUAUGCAGUACCUGAAGGAGAACAGUCUGCAUCGUGCCUUGGCCACUCUACAGGAAGAGACCACAGUGUCACUGAACACAGUGGACAGCAUUGAGAGUUUUGUUGCAGAUAUUAACAGUGGCCAUUGGGACACAGUACUACAGGCAAUACAGUCAUUAAAACUACCAGACAAAACACUUAUUGAUCUGUAUGAGCAGGUAAGCACCCUUUCUACAGUAAUAUUAGUUCAUAUCUGAUAGCACCUUUAUCAUUCACCAGAAAAUAAAUGGAUUGUCUCUUUCUCUGUAGCUUUGCAUUUAUAGCUUUAUCUCUGUGAAGAUGUACCGUGUUUUUCGCACCAUAGGACGCACCGGACAAUAGGACGCACUUUGUUUUAGAGGGGGGAGAACAAGAAAAAAAAAAUCUCCCCCUCUCUGCCCAGCGCCCCUUCAGCGAAGUGGCAGGAGGCACUGUGCAGAGAGGGGGAGAACUUUCCCCCUCUUGUUUUCCCGCUCUAAAACAAGGUGCCGUUUAUGGUGCGUUCAGGCGGCUACCUUGGAAGCCUGGAGAGCGUGUGGGGUCGGUGUGCACUGACCCCUCUCGCUCUCCAGGCUUCAGGUUCCUUUCGACCUGCUCUCCAGCUGGGAGAGGGUCGCGGGGCUAUGGCGUCUUCGCUCCAUAGGACGCACACACAUUUUCCCUUCAUUUUUGAAGGGAAAAAAGUGCGUCCUAUGGAGCGAAAAAUACGGUAAUGGGUUCCAACUAAGACUAAAAUAUUAGGUUUGAGAACAGUUGAACCAACUUUUUUCUGAUGUUUGCUGUUUUAAUUUUUUUACACUAAUAUAUUUUGCAAGGAAAUACAUUGCAAGUUCAUUAAAAAGUUAAGCUUUUAAAAUACAUGUAUUGAAAAAUAACAGUGGCAUUAAAAUGCUGUUACAUUCUCAGUUUUUAACAGGCUGUCAGAAUAAAUAAUUAUUCACCUGUCUUCUAGACGUAUGGUGGCUCAUAAGGAUACUAUUUCUUAGCCUGCUCCUACUAAAUACCAACCAAACCGUAGAUGGAGAUUAUAUCUAUAAUUGUUUCCCAUCAUCAUGUGCUGACGAGAAUAUUAUAGCCUCAAAUUCUGUUGUUUCCACAUCAGUGUCGUUGGCUGUUUGUGGUGAAGGGAAGGCAUCUGUUUGUACUCGUAUCUGUAAUUCAAAAAACUAGCCUCAUAUCAUAAAUGGAGUCUCAUAAAGUGAGACUGGGUAGAUGCUGGAAGCAUAUUAAUCUGGUCUUGAUGCAUUCAGGUGGGGUUCAGGAGUGACUCUCCUAGUAUCAGUUGACUAAUCCUUGUCAUAAUAAAGGCCAACUGAGCAAGAUACGGAUUUUGGUUAUCUGAACCACAUCUCCAUUUCUGAAACCCGCAUACUUAAGCUGCCUGAAACUUUGAUCUUCUGUUUGUGCAGCUUGCUCUUCUACUGAAUAUGCAUACCACAUUAAACAUUAAUGCUGCUUACUAAUGCUGUUUUUCUUCUGAUAUUUCAGGUAGUUUUGGAAUUGAUAGAGCUUCGUGAAUUGGGUGCUGCCAGAUCUCUCCUGAGACAAACUGACCCAAUGAUCAUGCUAAAGCAAACUCAGCCAGAGCGUUACAUCCACCUUGAAAACCUUUUGGCCAGGUCCUAUUUUGAUCCUCGUGAGGUAUGCCUAUACUAAUCAAAAAUCUAUUUUUAUAUACAGUGGUACCGUGGUUCUCAAACUUAAUCCGUUCCCGAAGUCCGUUCCAAAACCAAGGUGCGCUUUCCCAUAGAAAGUAAUUCAAAAUGGAUUAAUCUGUUCCAGACUUUUAAAAACAGCAGUUUAACAUGAAUUUUACUAUCUAACGAGACCAUUGAUCCAUAAAAUGAAAGCAAUAAACAAUGUACUGCCAGUCACAAAAUCAAUCAAUCAAUCAGUCAGUCAAUCAAUCAGUAGCUGAACUGGAUUCCACACAGUCACAAAAAAGAGCCGUAAAAAUGCAAAAUAGCAAAAACAGACCUCAGCGUAACACUCAAAUUGGAAGUGUGGCACUCAAAACGGAGCACGUUCGGCUUCCAAAAAAAGUUCGUGAACUGGAACACUUACUUCCGGGUUUGCAGUGUUUGGGUUCCAAGUUGUUUGAGUACCAAGGCGUUUGAGAACCAAGGUGCCACUGUAUGUGUUACCUAGCGUUUCAAUUGAUAAUGAAAGUUACCUUGAUGGAUAAUGGGCUCUCCCGGCUCUCCCUCACUGAAAGUCUUUGGACUGGACUGGACAGCCAUCUGCUGCGAAGGCUGUAGCUCUUGGUUGCCUACAGUGAGUAGGGCAUUAGACUAGUUCGCCUCCAAGGUCCCCUUCAAUUUUAUGAUCCUCAUACGGAUUAGGAAUUCCAUCAGAAAUGAUGCCUAAUGUUUUCAGCAAUUUGCUUUUUUGAGUAAGUGGCAUGAGAGUGUAGGGUUGGUGUAGUGGUUCUAGGGGUUGCUCGUGCGUAAGCCGGUGCAAACGCCUGGCUAGGUUGCCUGAGUGAACCUUUUCCGUCCGGACAGCCACUCACCCGUGGCUGUCUCAGUCGCUGGUAGAAUCCGUCAGUGGCCGUUUCUUAAACUUCUUCCAGCAAAGAAGCUCUUUGACGCCUAGUCUCCUCCUACUCUCUCUGCGCGGAAGCCUUCUGCGCAAGGAGGGCGUGGGCAGCGGAGGACCUCUACUCUCCCCGCUGGUCCCCGGCAAGGAGUCAUGGGACCGCCUCGCCGCUUCCCCCAUCUGCCCCCUUUCUCCACUGGUGCUACGCUGAUUCUCUUCCCCAGAAGAUGGGCUGCCUCUCCCAAUCGCGGGACGCUCUCCGGAAUCCCUCUGGAUUUUGCUCUCUCCCUCUGGCACUGAUGGCAGUUCCCUGACAGUUGGUACCAUCAGGCCUCAUUUGGGGGGUUCUCUACCUCUGUUUUCAAUGGGAACCAGUGAAGGCGGUGAGCGUCCUGUGUGAGUGUCUGGAGGUGGUUGGAGGAUGGAUGGCGGCUAACAGACUGAGGUUGAAUCCUGACAAGACAGAAGUACUGUUUCUGGGGGACGGGGCAGGCGGUUGUGGGGUACUCCCUAGUCCUGAAUGGGAUAACUGUGCCCUUGAAGGACCAGGUGCGCAGCCUGGGAGUCAUUUUGGACUCACAGCUGUCCAUGGAGGCACAGGUCAAUUCUGUGUCCAGGGCAGCUGUCUACCAGCUCCACCUGGUACGCAGGCUGAGACCCUACCUGCCCACAGACUGUCUUGCCAGAGUGGUGCAUGCUCUGGUUAUCUCCGGCUUGGACUAUUGAAAUACGUGGGACUGCCUUUGAAGGUGACCCGGAAACUGCAACUAAUCCAGAAUGCGGCAGCUAGACUGGUGACUGGGAGUGGCCCCCGAGACCACAUAACACCGGUCUUGAAAGACCUACAUUGGCUCCCAGUACGUUUCCAAGCACAAUUCAAAGUGUUGGUGUUGACCUUUAAAGCCCUAAACGGCCUUGGUCCAGUAUACCUCAAGGAGCGUCUCCACCCCCAUUGUUCUGCCCGGACACUGAGGUCCAGCACCGAGGGCCUUCCUGCAAUUCCCUCACUGCAAGAAGCAAAGUUACAGGGAACCAGGCAGAGGGCCGUCUCAGUAGUGGCGCCCGCCCUGUGGAACGCCCUCCCAACAGAUGUCAAAGAAAUAAACAACUAUCGGACUUUUAGAAGGCAGCCCUGUUUAGGGAAGCUUUUAAUACUGGAUGAAUCAUUGUAUUUUAAUAUUCUGCUGGAAGCCACCCAGGGUGGCUAGGGAAACCCAGCCAGAUGGGUGGGGUAUAAAUAAUAAAUUAUUAUUAUUAUUAUUAUUAUUAUUAUUAUUAUUAUUAUUGUGUUGUGGACUUGUGGAGACCUUCUUCCCUUGUGUUUGCUGUGCUCCAAAUGAUGCCUUCCACUCUUUGCUUUUCUGGUUUAAGUUUAUGGGAGAUGGAAACAGUACAAAUCUCUGCUUUGCCUUAAUGAGCAAAACAGAUUGAUAGCUACUGGAUAAGUAGUUUUACUUCAUUCAAACUGGGAAGGGUCUUACCUUUUUUUAGAACAGUUGCUCCUGCCAAGUUCCUUCAGGCCCUGAAAACUAAACUGAGGCAUUCCGUUGUUCUGUGUUAGGCAUACCCAGAUGGGAGCAGCAAAGAGAAGCGGAGAGCUGCGAUUGCCCAAGCCUUGGCUGGUGAAGUCAGUGUUGUGCCUCCAUCUCGUCUUAUGGCAUUGCUGGGACAGGUAUUCUUCCCCCCCCCCCCCCGAGACUUACAUUGUAUGAAACUGAAAAUAGAGAUCCUUAUUCAUGAACUUCUGAAAGGUCCAAUAUACCUGAAGGAGCAUCUCCACUCCCAUUGUUCUGCCCAGACACUGAGAGGGCCUUCUGGCGGUUCCCUCGCUGCGAGAAGUCAAGUUACAGGGAACCAGGCAGAGGGCCUUCUCAGUAGUGGCACCCGCCCUGUGGAACACCCUUCCUUCAGAUGUCAAGGAAAGAAACAACUAUCUGACUUUUAGAAGACAUCUGAAGGCAGCCCUGUUUAGGGAAGCUUUUAUUGUUUAAUAGGUUAUUCUAUUUUAAUAUUCUGUUGGAAGCCACCCAGAGUGGCUGGGGAAACCCAGCCAGAUGGGCAGGAUAGAAAUAAAUUAUUAUUAUUAUUAUUAUUAUUAUUAUUAUUAUUAUUAUACAGUUAAAUACAAUUUGUUUUAGUAAAACCACAGUCUUCCAGUUCACAUUUCAAAAGAUUCUUUUCCUGGGAUGGAUUUAAUUAAUUAGUCUCAAGAACAAAUCUAUGUUCACAGACCCUUCUGCAGUGUAGGUGGAUGAUCAUAUUCAAGUUUUUACCACUAAAGAAAGGUCACAGCUGAUGUUUGAGAUGUAACUUCCCAAUGUAAGGAAUAUCAAUGUAAGGAAUAUUUAAAAAGUUACCAAGAUCUGUGCUUUAAUCCUCUGAUUUCUCAGGCACUGAAAUGGCAACAGCACCAGGGACUCCUUCCUCCUGGUAUGACAAUUGAUUUGUUCCGAGGCAAAGCAGCUGUCAAAGAUGUUGAAGAGGAAAAGUUCCCCACGCAACUGAGUCGGCAUAUUAAAGUGAGUCCCUAAUUACCACUUGCGAGGAAUGGGCCAGAUUCUUCUUGAAUUGUUGGCGUCCAUCUGUCUCGAGAGACAAUGGAGUACGUCUCCGAGGGUGAAGUCAAACCGCUGCCUUAGCAGCACCGAAGUGACUUCCCCUGGGCACAUACCUGGAGUUUAUUUAAGUAACAUAUCAAGGAUACAGUACAGUCGUACCUUGGUUUUCGAACAGCUUAGUUCUCGAACGUUUUGGUUCCGAAAUGCUGCAAACCUGGAAGUGGCUGUUCUGGUUUGCAAACUAGUUUUGGAAGCCGAACAUCCGACGGGGCUUCCGUGGCUUCCGAUUGGCUGCAGGAGAUUCCUGUAGUUACAUUCAAGAUUGCUGACGGCUCUUGACUUUCAAUCCCCUACAUUUUAGUGAUUAGUAAUAAUACCAGUUUUGAAAUCCUCCUUGCAUGCCCGUAAGCUCUGAAAAGCACACUUUCUCUCACUGAUGCCAGUUUAUAUAUAUCUUGUAGAUUCUGUUGCAUGAAAUGCAAAAUAGACGUAUCUUUUCAUCUGGCUUUUGAGUCAUAUGGAACUUGGGCUGGAUCUAGACACAUAAAAAAAAAGUUUCAGGAAAACACGUUGUAAACCUCAUAAUGGGAACUCGUGUUGCCAAAGACAGAUUUCUACAUUGCCAUCUGCUGACAUAGUGUUAUAAUGCAUUUUAAAUGCUUUUAAAAAAACCUAAUGUAGCCGAGUCCUUGGUCUGAAUACCUGCUAUAUUUAAACACACAAGCAAGUUGAUGAACACAUUUGUAGCCUUUCUCAUUUUUAUAUUUGUAGCUGAUAUUGGACUAGAAAUCAACUGAGAUCACUGGAUGAAAUAAUUAUUUUAACUGAAACUGUUUUUAGAAAAAAAUAAAUAAAGAGUUGUCCAGUAGCACCUUAGAGACCAAUUAAGUUUGUUCUUGGUAUAAUCUUUUGUGUGCAUGCACACUUCUUCAGAUACAUGCACAUGAAAGCUUAUACCAAGAACAAACUUAGUUGGGCUCUAAGGUGCUACUGGACAAUUAAUUUUUUUAUAUAUUUUGACUGCGUCAGACCAACAUGGCUACCUACCUGUUUUUAGAAUGUUUUAACUGUUUCAGAAUGCUUUUUUUUUUUAAGUGACUGUGUUUGCCUCCCUGGGCUACUUUGAGAGCAAAGACAGGAUAUAAAUCAGAUUAUUAAACUAAAAUGAUUAGAUUAAGUUAAAUUAAAGAUGCAUUUUUUGACUCACUUGCAUACCAGACAUGUACCCAAGAAUGCUAAGGGGGUUUGUUAUGUUUCUUGCUCAAAAUGGCAUCCAGUGGUGAUUGAUUCCUUCCAUCCACCUGUAGAGGGAGAAUAUAAAAUAGGAUUUUUAUGAUGAAAGUAACUUUCUUUGGCUAGGUUGAAAGCCAUGAACCAAAGCAUAUACAUAGUAAUAGGGUUCAAUCCAGAUUUGCCCUUCUGCUAGCGCUGAAUUUGCCCCUCUGCUACCGCCUGAGAUCCAGCAGAGGCUUCCUGCUAGAGAAAGGGGGUCAGAUGAUCUCCCCCAAUUCUCUCGCAAGCACUACCUCUUACAUGUUCCUACUCUCAGAGCAGCUUCUCAGGGCACUGCAGGGAGAAGAAGGAAUUGGUGAAAAUCACCUCUCUGCUCCAUUUCUCCAGCAGGAGCUGUACGCUGUGCAAUACAAAUAUGUAUCCAACCUAUUUUAGUUCAAUUUCUGGAAGUUAUUCUGGAAGUCAAUUUCUGGAAGCUUUAUUGGCCGAGGGAACUGGUGUACAGCUUCCGGGUCAUGUGGCCAGCAUGACUAAGCCGCUUCUGGUGAACCAGAGCAGCACACGGAAACACCGUUUACCUUCCCGCUGGAGCGGUAACUAUUUAUCUACUUGUAGUUUGACAUGCUUUUGAACUGCUAGGUUGGCAGGAGCAGGGACAGAGCAAUGGGAGCUCACUCCGUCGCGGGGAUUCGAACCGCCGACCUUCUGAUCGGCAAGUCCUAGGCUCUGUGGUUUAACCCACAGCGCCACCUGUGUCCCUAACACCAGUUAGGCUUUCAUAAAUAUUUCAUAUUAAAUUGGUACAAAAUCUGUAUGCUGCAAGCAUUGUGGAUACUUUUCCUCAUUCAGAAAGAAAUGCACAUUUUUUUAAAAUAGCCGCAGAGUUUGAGCACUUAAUGUGAUGUGAGGGCUGUUCUAUCAUUAUUUAGUCAAGGAUAGUAUCCUAUUCCAGUGUCAGAGGGUUAUUUGUAUGAAAUUGGCAUUGCGUGAAAUCCUUCUUUUUGUUCCCUUAAAACAGUUUGGCCAGAAGUCUCAUGUGGAGUGUGCUCGAUUUUCCCCAGAUGGUCAGUAUCUGGUCACUGGCUCUGUUGAUGGGUUCAUUGAAGUAUGGAACUUCACCACUGGCAAAAUAAGGAAGGUAAAACACUGCAUGGCCUUUCAAGUGGAUUUUUUUUAAAAAUAAUAUUUAUUAAAAAGCUUUUCCAACAAUUUAAACACUACAAAAAAAAACAAAACCAUACAAUACAAAAACACUACAUAACACUAACACAUUAACCUAACAAAACAUAACAAAAACAAUUUAAAACACAUCAAACAAUUUCAAAAUCUUAUCUUUCAUUCACUUGUUUCAACAACUUCCUCACACCUCCCUUUUUGUAUUCCACUUCUAUUAAUUGUUUCAGCAAUUCCUUUCCAUCUUCAGGCCUUUCAAGUGGCUUGUUCAGUACAUAGUUUGUGUUUUGACAGUAAAGCCCUCAGCUUGCAUUCAUUUAACUUGUGCGCAUUCAGAUUUAGACAAUAAAAUAAAACAAGGGAGGGGGGAAUGAAGGGGGCAACAUUCUGGGGGAAAUUACUUUGGCAAUCCCACCCACCAUUGAACCCAGUGGGCUUUGACUAUCUACGAUUUUGGCAUUAGGAGUGAGCCCCAGAACAUAACCCCCACGUAAGUUGUGGGCUUACUGUACUAAAUUCAGGUAAAUAAGCAACGUUUAUGAUUUGUGUAGUUUCCCCAGUGGAACUGGAGUGUAAAUGGGAGCUCUGAAUGCACAGUGCAUUUGAAUUUUAAAACAAUACAAAUUUGACACUUGUCAGCAUCAUUUUCAAGACUGAGCAACUUGUUCAAGGUCCCAGGGCGGUCUGCAGCAAUUUGAAAUACAACACUAAAAACAUUUAAAAUGUACAAUUACAAGAAAAAUGGAAUCACAAAAAAUAGGGUGGGUUCUGAAAAUAUAGGUCUCAAGUGACAAAGAUGUUAUGUAGCUUCCAAACCAAGUGUUUUUGGGAAUCCUGCUUUUACCAUGUAACACCUAGUGCUAGAUUUGGUAGACUAAAUCUUGAUUUAAUUGCAUUAAGAAGAUGCAUCUUCUAUUAUAAAGAAUCUCAUGUGGCAGACCUAAGAAAGGCUCCUAACUUUGAGCUCCACUGCUAGUCACAUUAGUAAGGUAAAGGUAAAGGACCCCUGGACAGUUAAGUCCAGUCAGAAGCAUCUGUGGGGUUGUGGCAGUCAUCUCACUUCAGCUAAGGGAGCCGGCGUUUGUCCACAGACAGCUUUCCAGGUCAUGUGGCCAGCAUGACUGAACCGUUGUAUGUCACAAAGGGACAUUCCAACAGAAGCCGUUUACCUUCCCGCCACAGCAGUACCUAUUUAUCUACUUGCACUAGUGUGCUUUCGAACUGCUAGGUUGGCAGGAGCUGGGACAGAGCAACGGGAGCUCACCCCAUCGCAGGGAUUUGAACUGCCGACCUUCUGAUCAGCAAGCCCAAGAGGCUCAGUGGUUUGGGCCACAGUGCCAUUAGACAGUACUGUUUAGACAUGAAUAAGUCAGCUCCUUUGGUAUGACUGUUAUGCGCAUUGCUGUUCCCGGUGGCUCUUGUUUCUCCUUCAGUGACUGAUCCUUUGUUCAUUACUUCAUCUAGGAUCUGAAGUACCAGGCUCAGGAUAACUUUAUGAUGAUGGAUGAUGCGGUUCUGUGCAUGUGUUUCAGUAGGGAUACAGAAAUGCUGGCAACUGGAGCGCAGGAUGGGAAGAUCAAGGUAUGCACUUUGGGGAAUGAGAGGACAGAAAACCGAUCCAGAGAGGUGAUCUUAAGCCAUGUUUCCUAAACUUCUGAGAGCUGAGGCCUACUUAUUUCUGAAUGAAAACAAGAUUCACUGUUAUACCCAGAAAGGGUAAGAUUGGUCUAGCGCAGGGAUCAGCAAACUACGGCCCACGGGCUGAAUCAGGCCCAAUUGCCUUCAGGAUCUGGCCCACGGACUGUCCGUGGAUCAGCGUGGGGUUUCUGUUCGUUCGGGCUGCGCCAUUCCAUCCCCCCCCCCCCACACACACACUGCGGCGGCGCCACUUCCCUCCCUCCUCCUGGUUUCUCCCCACCCUGCCUAGAGGAGGAAGGGGGCUGGCUGAGCGCCAUUUUAAGCAGCCCCUCUCUGGAGCCAGCCCUUUCAUGCCGCUCAUCUUCCCGCCACUGCUGCCGCCCUGGUGCUCCUGUGGGUCAGAGAGCGGAGCAGACGAGCUCACUGCCUACCCACGAGAAGCAGCAGCGGUGGCGGCAGCCCCUGGGAAGGUAACAGCAGCGACUGGGGGUGGGGAGGAGGACUACUUCCCCCCCUCCCCUCUUUUUCCAGCUCCACACACACACACACACACACACCCCGGUGCUCCUUCUCUGGCCUGCUACAAGGUCUGAGGGACAGUGGACCGGCCCACACCUAAACAAAAUUGCCUUCUCCUGGUCUAGUGUCUCUGCAGUCUCUUUCCUGAUUGGAAGGCUUGUAGGUAGGGAGCUGUGCCUCAUGAAGGUACAUUACAGACAGCUCCCUUGGGGGAGGGUGUCAUUCUGCUGCUUCUGUCCAUCAGGAAUCAUCAAACAAUUCUGUCACAACUGACGGAAAGACAUAGCAGAAUUACUUACCUUCUCACUCCACUAACACUGAUUUGAAAGGACGCAAGGCCAUAACAGUAACUCAUGCAAAAAUAUCAGGCAGCUUCCUCUAUGGCCAAAAGUUUGGGGUUCACAAUAGUCUGUCUGUCUGAUUGUGAUUCUCUUGCAGACCACAGUUUCAUUAUGCAGUUACAGACCCAGUAAGAACAAAUUAAAACAUCCAAAUCAUGCAAGUUCUAACAUACGAUAAAUUAAAAUAGGUGGGAUGUAUAUAAACUAGGGACAGAAACAAUGAUACAGUGGUGCCUUGCAAGACGAAAUUAAUCCGUUCCGCGAGUCUCUUCGUCUUGCGGUUCUCUCGUCUUGCGAAGCACGGCUAUUAGCGGCUUAGCGGCUAUUAACGGCUUAGCGGCUUUAAGAAAAAGGAAACAAACUCGCAAGAACUCGUAAGACUUUUUGUCUUGCGAAGCAAGCCCAUAGGGAAAUUCGUUUUGCGGAACGACUCAAAAAACGGAAAACUCUUUCGUCUAGCGAGUUUUUCGUCUUGUGAGGCAUUCGUCUUGCGGGGCACCACUGUACAAUGAAAUUAAGAGAAUUCCUUUACGAGUCUUGUUAUAAGAAAAAGGAAAAUCAGCAGGAUCUUCUCAUGUUUUUAUAACAGUCAAUAACAAGAAAUUCCAACUAGCCAGAAGUUGGUGGCUUUCCAAAUUGCACAUGAUUUUCUAUUUCCCUCUCCUCUACCCAGGUUUGGAAGAUUCAGAGUGGGCAGUGUUUGAGGCGAUUCGAAAGAGCACACAGCAAAGGUGUCACCUGCCUGAGUUUUUCAAAGGACAGCAGUCAGAUUCUUAGUGCCUCUUUUGACCAGACAAUCAGGUACCUUUCAUUUUGCUAAGUUUUGCUAUUCAGCCUUACUUGGUUGGGCGACAUUAAUAUAGCUUUUAUUCUGCGGCAGGAUUCAUGGCUUGAAGUCUGGCAAGACUCUCAAAGAAUUUCGUGGUCAUUCGUCAUUUGUUAACGAAGCCACAUUUACACAGGAUGGGCAUUACAUUAUCAGCGCAUCUUCGGAUGGCACUGUGAAGGUAAGAUCAGCCUACUGGCCUUUGGUAAUUGUUUAUUUUGCUUGUUAGCUGAAGUGUUUGCUCAUUUCACUUUUGUAAAAAGAAUUCUCACCAGCUUGGAUUGCGGAAGUAAAACAUACAUUUAAUACUUUCUAUAUCACAAGUCUUCUCUGCCUGUUGCAGCUUCUUAAAAUAUUAUGAACUAGCAUUUCUCUGAAGGGAUGCCAUAGUUGAAGCCAAGCUGUUUUCUAGAAGCAUUGUAUAUACUUAUUUGAUUAAUCAGCUGUUUAAUAGGUUGUAUUUUUUUGCUUGUUUUAAAUACCAGACUGGACCUUCAGUACCAGACCUGAACCACCAAUUACGGACCGGCUUUUUAAAAUAAAAAAGUAGACCAUCAUCAUUAUUUUAAACUAGUAAAACAAAAAAAUCAGUGCAAUUCUGAAAAGUUUAAUCUGCCACCAUGAUUCAUAAUGGCAUCCAACUGUAUCAAAACACAAACGAAAACCUGCUCCUUGAUUACAGGAGCCACCAUGCAAAUUUGGUUGUAUUUUAAGAAGUGUCGACGUGCAUAGCAAACAAGCAACUUUCCAAAAUAUAUAGUACAUUUAUAUGUCUAUGUUUUGAAGGGAUGUGGUCCUCACCAUAUCCUGAAGCAUUACUAUCACUCUGCAGAACUGGGAUUCCAUUUCUUGGCAUGCUGCUAAGGUGUGACAGAACUCUGGAGCUGGGCUUAUAUAUGUUACGUGACUGUACUGAUCUUUUCUCCUUUGUUCUGUUUUCCAGGUUUGGAAUAUGAAGACUACAGAGUGUUGUAACACUUUCAAAUCACUCGGCAGCACAGCUGGGACAGACAUCACCGUCAACAGUGUGGUUUUGCUGCCUAAGAAUCCGGAACACUUUGUUGUUUGCAACAGAUCAAACACAGUUGUCAUUAUGAACAUGCAGGGGCAGGUAUGUUAUGGAGGAUAAUAGGUUUGAAAUGACUUGGAACACAGCCUCUUGGAUUUGGGAAGAUUCUGUUUCUUUAGUCCAGAUUCCUUCACUUCUCCCUUUCCAAAUGUGACUAAAUAGGAUUCUGGACUCAAUAAGUCUGAUAUUCUGGACUCCAAAAGUAAUAAUUGGAAGCCCUGUCCUCAUUAGCAUUCUCAGCAGUGCUCAAGCAGAGAAUAUGGGAUGGAUCCCUGAGGGUUAUGCUGCUUCUGUUUUCCCUUAGGUCUAAUUAUGUGUUGUUUGAUCUAUGGGAUCCUUCGGUAUAUUUCAAGCAAUUCACUCACCCAACAAAUGUGCAGCUGAUUUAAAUACCAAUAUAUAUUGACUUUGUAGAUUGUGAGAAGCUUCAGCUCCGGUAAGAGGGAAGGUGGUGACUUUGUCUGCUGUGCCCUUUCUCCACGAGGCGAGUGGAUCUACUGUGUGGGUGAAGACUUUGUGCUGUACUGUUUCAGCACAGUGACUGGCAAACUGGAGAGAACAUUGACGGUGAGUAGCAGAGAUGGCAGCAUGUGGAACAUAAGAUGCGAUGGUGCGUGCGCAUGACAUCAUUUUGAGCGUCUGCGCAUGCGCGAGCAGGGAAACCCGGAAGUAACGCGCUCCAUUACUUCCGGGUUGCCGUGGAGCGCAACCUGAAAGCACUCAACCUGAAGCACAUUCAACCCGAGGUAUGACUGUAUUUGUCACCUCUUCUAUGGCAAGGAUGGGGAAUCCCAGGCCUGGAGGUGAAAUGUGGCCCUUGAGGCCUCUCUUAUGCGGCCCCAGAACUCUCCCCACGCCACAUAUCCUUCCUAGUCAUUCCACUCACCAGCCCCGUUUUGCAUCCUCCUUGAGGGCUUUUUCCUGGCUGGGAUGCAUCCUUGAACUCUGAUGGUGCCUGCUGCUUGCCCAGGUAGAAGAUGGAGAGAGGGAUGUGUAUGUAAAUGUGUGUAGAAACUAGCUUACUGCACAAAGGUAAAAUUCCAUUCAUUGCUCCACCUCUUCCUGCCUCUGGCCCUAACUACCUCCGGCAUGUAGUUCCCACAAGAUUGUACAGAAGGGAUUGAGAAGCUCUUGCACUGGAAAAGUUUCCCCAUGCCUGCCUUCUCUAUGGCAUCUUUGCUAGGCGGCUUAUCCCCUAUUUUCUUCUGCAAAGCUGUAUAGACAUGAAUUACCUGGCAAAUGACUUCCGAUAAGCCUGCUUUAGAAGAACAUUAUCAGGCAUAUAUAUAUUCCUCACUAUGAACUGGGCAGGAUGUACAAAUUAUUUCUGGGAUGUUAAUACUAUGUCUUCACCCUUCACCCUUGCAGAUUUCGAGUUAAAUUCUACGAAAGAUUAAUUAACUUUCUUUUACACCCAGGUUCACGAAAAGGAUGUUAUUGGUAUCGCUCACCAUCCCCACCAGAACUUGAUUGCUACCUAUAGUGAAGAUGGGCUGCUGAAACUCUGGAAACCAUAAACUGAUUUUUUAAUUCCCUCCAGUGCAUGGAGAUCUUGAAUGCAAUGACACAGUGCGUUGCGGGGUGGUUUUGAGUUCCUAGGAGGUCCAAAAGUUAUCUCAGCUGAAUAUUAAUUUCAUAUUAAGAUGUCCCAAAAAAUUUGCAGUUUCUUUAUUGCAAAUAAAUGCAAUAAAUCCAGUUAGUAGAAUAUUUGCUAGUUGCUUGCCCCGGUGUAGCACUUCACUGCAAAGGAAAAAAAACCCUUUAAGAUGUAUUUCCUUUUUGCUGCUUAUUAGGGACAUUAACCAUAAUUCAGUUUGUUUUAAUUGAAUGAAUGUUAAAUGUAAAUAUUGUUCUGGCUAAGGCAAAGUGAAGAAAAGCAAACAUUUGGUGUUUCUGUGAAAUUGAUUUCAUCCAAGUUCUGUCCCAACUAUCCCUGUCUUUUACUGACAACAUGGAAAUAAGGUGUAUUCUACUUAAAAGAGACAGAUUUCUUGCCAAAGCUAAGCUUUUUAAAAUUCUAUCCGUUUUAAUGGACAUGUUAAGAAGAUAAUACGGUCCAUUAACAGGCAUGGGGCUUCAAAGCAAUUAACUUUGGCUGGGUAGUGGAUAAAUCUUCUGAACUUCUCAAAAUGAAUACCCAGUAACGUUCUUGUGGAUUUUUCUGCUCUGGGUAAUACAUUUGACUUUAUUCUCCUUUUAAAAUGUAGCUUUGUCUGGAUUAGCUUAGAAAAUACAGUUUUAUAGAUUUCGUUUUGCAAUGUCCCAAAAUAUGUGUGAGCUUUAGUCCAUCUUGCUUAUUGUCCUAGUAAAUAAGCCUCAUCUAGCUAGUGUCUGGUCUUGAUCUGAAGCCUGAUGAUCAGACUUGUUCAGUGGUCAUUUUCUGAUUUCUAGACUUGUGUAGCUUUUAUUUGUAGCCAUUUGUUUGGUGGUACUUUAUUUUUUAAGUGUGCCUAUUCUACAAUAAAGUAUUACUACAAAAGCAUCUGA
Messenger RNA from Podarcis lilfordi (Lilford's wall lizard), 15745 nucleotides. NCBI's taxonomy places the organism in Eukaryota, Metazoa, Chordata, Lepidosauria, Squamata, Lacertidae. The record is from the annotation of a GenBank genome assembly.